This is a messenger RNA of Pestalotiopsis fici W106-1, 600 nucleotides long. RefSeq lists its product as uncharacterized. The transcript has a single exon. NCBI's taxonomy places the organism in Eukaryota, Fungi, Ascomycota, Sordariomycetes, Amphisphaeriales, Sporocadaceae. The record is from RefSeq and is a predicted model, not a curated record. Bases 1 to 600 code for a protein of 199 amino acids.
AUGUCCGAGCGUCCAGAAUCUGUUGCCUUCUUGCAGGUGACCCGAGACAGCCGGAAAUUCGAAGAGGCCUGUCCCUGCAAAUGCUAUACACCUGCUGUGCUUGGCGUGACUCUAUACUUUGCCAAUCCCGAAGUCAAUGCUGUGCCUCGAGAUAAGUUGCUCAUCCCGGGAGUGACGUCGAUUAUCCAGGCCACCAUUCACGACAUCAGAAACAGGUCCAAGCUAGAUCAGCAUCAUCUGCAAAUGACGUACGAGUCCGGGUCCUUUGGUGGUGAGAGCCCGAAUGGGUGUGGUGUUGUCUUCGUGUUGGAAGAUGGUCAUGCAAACAUGACUGAUGAGGAGCUUCUUGCUGAAGUCAAGGAAGUAAACGGACGUGUGCGGGCAGAGUUGGGCGGACUCAACAAGAGCCAUCAGCCAGACUCCAUGGGCUGGAUGAUCAAGAGCAAAAUUCCUGGAACGGAGGAAAUGAGGACGAGGGCUGUUUUUCGCGAGGCUGUGUCCCCGGAAGCUAGAUUCACCGUGUUUAAAGAGUUACAGAGUGUCUUGGGCUCUGAAUUGUUUAUUCCGAUUGAAAUUAAGCACGUCCCAGGGCCGAACUAA